UUGAGAGAUUUUCUGAAAGACGUCAACCCAGGGUUCAACAGCUUUCUCAAACUGGUCGCCACUUUGAGAGAACUUUUGGAGAACUUUUUGAGCCAAAUGCCCUCCAGAAAUGACAUGCCAACUGCCUUGGAGUUUGCAUAUCUAUUUGCGCCCACCAUUCGCGAGUCAUUGAAAAAACUCACUGACAUUGGCUUUGUCUACUACACUUCCCUACACUCUUAUUGUGAAGUACCAGAUGAGAUGAAACUCCCGUUUCGAGACCUGCCUUCUUUGUCUGUUCCAUCGUCAGUAGAAAUGGCAAAAGAUGGCCAGAGGUUGAUGAGAGACUGGAGGGACAGCUUUGGUAAACAGGUCCGUCAACUGACCGUUCAAAAUCAAAGUACCAAGGACAAUGUAGGUACACUUCCAUUGUUCGCAUACAUAACACCAGAUCAGCCUCCAAGACCAUUAGAUUUUUCCACCACAGACGACCUCACAGCUAGAGAAACAGUGGUCACAGCGAUUGAGCAGCAAGCUGUCAGAGGAGCCAUUUUAUUUGAGGCCAACAGUGUUGUGGUCGUCAAGUACGACCACAUACGUGGAUACCCGAACAGGGGACCCUUCUUUGUUGGAAUUGUC
Messenger RNA from Porites lobata, 618 nucleotides. The record is from the annotation of a GenBank genome assembly. NCBI's taxonomy places the organism in Eukaryota, Metazoa, Cnidaria, Anthozoa, Scleractinia, Poritidae.